Molecule: messenger RNA, 6111 nt
Organism: Cyprinus carpio (common carp)
Lineage: Eukaryota; Metazoa; Chordata; Actinopteri; Cypriniformes; Cyprinidae
Gene: shprh
Product: E3 ubiquitin-protein ligase SHPRH
Exons: 29
Biological process (GO): protein polyubiquitination; nucleosome assembly; DNA damage response
Cellular component (GO): nucleosome; nucleus
Molecular function (GO): ATP-dependent chromatin remodeler activity; DNA binding; ubiquitin protein ligase activity
Source: RefSeq, a predicted model, not a curated record
CUUCCUGUAUUUUAAAUAUGGCGGAUAAAGGCAUGAAAAUGUCCCGCAGGUUUUGGAGCUUAUGAAAGUUAUUUUAUAACAUUUACUUGCUGCAGAUAAGAACACAUUCCAAAGCAAAACAAAGGUUUCCGCUAUGAGCAGCAGGAGGAAACGAGCGCCGCCGGCGCGCAUAGAUGAGGAGGCCAAGAGGAGACUGGAGUGGAAUAUGCAUGAAGAUCGGAGAAAUGAAGGAGACUGUAAAGACAUUCUGGAGUCAAUCCCAGCACUGUCUGACAGCUGUCAUCUUGGACCGGUGCUUGAGAGCAACCAGGAAGAGGCAAACCAGUGUUUUAUAUCUUCUGCCGGCACAGAAGAAGGACCAUCAGAAGAGCGUCCAAGCUGCUCCACACAGGAUUCUCUUCCAGAUACCAUAGAACUGAAUGUGAUGCCAGUUUCUGCUCUGGAUCACGGGUGGAAUGCACUGAUUGGAGAGUUUAACCUGCAUCCAAAGAUUCCCAUUGGGAUUGGAGACGGAUCCUUCUGCCUGCAGCAAACAGGUGAUAGACUAAGCAUGAGUCUGAAUAGUCUUGAGUUGGAGGUUGAGAGCGGCAGAAGUGAUCCUGUCAGCCCUGUGCCGAUCGAAUGUUCGUUUGGUGGAAUUUUGCUGGAAGAUCUUGACUGGCUACAGAAGAGGAUGGUCAUUAAAUUGUGCCAUGCAUCAGGAGAUGAAUCGGUAAAGCUGAAAAUUUUUCUUCUUGAAUCGGGAUUGGGCAGACCAGAAUUCCUCAGUGAAGGAAAUGGGCGCAUUAAAAAAGCCAAUCAGCUUCUGCAGAAAUUAAUGGAAUUCUUCUACGACUUCAUCAUCCCUGAGGUGAUGGUGAAUGAAGAGGAGGAGUGUGACACUGAUCUGGAGCGUCAGAACGUCGAGGAGCUGUACGAUCACGUCCGACACCUGCACCAGACAGAAGCAGCAGAGCAGAGCUUCGAUGUCCAGCACCCGGGCCUCAUCCCCGUGCUGAGACCCUAUCAGAGCCAGGCCGUCAACUGGAUGCUGAGGAGAGAGAAGUACAAAAGCAGCAGCUCUCAAGAGCAAAGAUUGCAUUUUCUUUGGCGGGAAAUGGUGUCGAUUUGUGGCAAAAAGCUCUUUUACAAUCCCUACAUUGGAUGCCUGAUCCGAGAGUUUCCUCUGGCGGGAGUGGACUGGCCUGGCGGGAUCCUUGCUGAUGAGAUGGGACUUGGGAAAACUGUGGAAGUACUGGCCCUUAUUUUGUGUAACACCCGGCAAAACCUGGAGCAUGGCGUUCUCACUUUACCUGUGGGACGAUCUGUGAAUUACUUUGUCCCUCCUCCACCAUUAGAGAAACAACAAACCAUUAAACAUGAGGUCAGACCCAAGGAGAAGAUCAUUUAUCCAGCUGUUCGUGAGAUGCUGUUGACUUCGAUUAAAGAAAUGAAGGUUGGGAAAGGAGCGUCAGUCAAUGCCAUUUUUGCUUAUCUGCGGACCAUGUACAAGUAUGACACCCUAAAGAACCGGAACCACAUAAAGAAAGUCCUGACCAAGCUUAUUAGCGAGAACGUUGUGGAGCAGAUCAAAGGACGAGGGUUAGCAGGAUCCUUCAAACUGGGCAAGAACUACAAAGAAAAGAAGAAGAGGCCUGCUGCUCCUCGAAUUUCCUGUGACAAGGCCACCCCCAGAAGAACAUCUCGUCGGGUUUCUGGUCAGGAGAAAGAGGCAUCAAAGACCUCGUACACGACAGCAUCAGAUUCUGAAGACAGUGUGGAUCCUCCUCUCCUCACAGAGGAACUCAAAUGUGAGCCAGAUUCACUUCUGGACUCCGAGAAUCCACCGCAGAAGACGUCAGUAGACAUCACAGAUGAAGAUGAUAAAGAAACAACAGACAAACCCCAACAAGAAACUACAGAAGACAUCCGUGUUGAGAGUUCUAAAUCAGAUCCUACCCAAAACUCCAAACCUGAACCCGAAACCCCAACCAGAGCAUCUGUGAUCCCGUUUAAUACUCCAGAUUACCGCUUUGAGUGCAUCUGUGGAGAGCUUGGCCUGGUGGACUACAAGCCUCGGGUCCAGUGCUUGAACUGUCUGCUGUGGCAGCACGCUGAGUGUGUCAACUACAAAGAGGAGAACCUGAAAACGACCCCGUUUUAUUGCCCUCACUGCCUGGUAGCCAUGACACCUGUGUCUACUGGAGCCACUCUUAUCAUCUCGCCCAGCUCCAUCUGUCACCAGUGGGUGGAUGAAAUCAACCGCCACAUUCACACAUCUUCCCUCAGAGUGCUGGUGUAUCAGGGUGUAAAGAGACACGGUUUCAUCCAGCCUCACAUUCUGGCUGAGCAGGACGUGGUCAUCACCACUUACGACGUGCUGCGCACUGAACUCAAUUACGUUGACAUCCCGCACAGCAAUAGCAAAGACGGCCGCCGAUUCCGCAACCAGAAGCGCUACAUGGCCGUACCGAGCCCACUAGUGGCUGUGGAGUGGUGGCGCGUCUGUCUGGAUGAAGCUCAGAUGGUGGAGUGCACCACAGCCAAGGCUGCAGAAAUGGCUUUGCGUCUCACAUCUGUUAAUCGCUGGUGUGUCAGUGGAACACCUGUGCAGAGAGGUUUGGAAGACUUGUAUGGUCUUGUCCUGUUUUUGGGAGUUGAUCCUUACUGGGUGAAGUACUGGUGGGACCAGUUACUUUAUCGCCCCUACCGCCACGGCAACACCACACCGCUCUACAAUGUCAUUGGUCAACUACUAUGGAGAUCUGCUAAAAAAGAUGUCAUCGAUCAGAUCCAAAUCCCUCCUCAAACAGAAGAAAUCCACUGGCUCAACUUCUCCCCAGUAGAGGGACACUUUUAUCACCGUCAGCAUGAGGUUUGCUCGCAGGAUGCUCUCGUGAAGCUGAGGAAGAUCUCUGAUUGGUCAUUAAAGCUGGGUAGUUUGGACCGCCGUACCGUCACUACCAUAUUAUACCCCCUUUUACGUCUACGUCAGGCCUGCUGCCACCCGCAAGCUGUCAGAGGAGAGUUCCUGCCCCUCCAGAAGAGGUUAGAAACUAAAUUCAGAUGUAAUUGAAAGUGUUCUGGUUCAUUUUGUCCACACUGAUUUUGUUAUUUCCUGUUGAAGACAAUGACAAUGGAGGAGUUGUUGAAGUCGUUGCAGAAGAAAUGUCGUGUGGAGUGUGAAGAAGCCCACAGGCAGCUGGUGUGUGCUCUCAAUGGUCUGGCUGGAAUUCACAUCAUCAGAGGUGAGUUUGUAGAUGCAGCGGAGAUGUACAGAGAAGUGCUGCGAUCAUCUGAAGAACAUAAAGCAAGACUGAAAACUGAUUCCCUUCAGAGGCUUCAUGCAACCCACAAUCUGAUGGAGCUUCUGAAUGCAAAGCAUCCUGGGAUUCCUCCAACCCUGAGAGAUGACAGUCUCAAAGAUGAGGCUGAGCAGCUGAAGCAGCAUUACAUGGCUAAGGUGAACUCUGAGGUUUCUGAAGCACAUCAGAAUCUACAGCCUGUUCUUCAGCACAUUAAAGAGCUCAGACGCAAGGUGAACCUUCGCUCUCCCUGGUGGCUGGAUGUCAUACAGCAUGCCAUUCAGUACUCUAUGGACGAUGACCUUGUGGGCCGCAUUCAGAAUGAGCUAACUUGCAGUUAUAAACAACAAGCCAACAAGCUCUCAUUGGCAGACAAGUUUCGGGAUGCUCGUGGUCUUCAGUUUCUGCUCAGCACUCAAAUGGAUGAUUUGAUGAAAUCGCAGAAAACGGUUCAAGAUGCUGUAAAGAAACUGGAGGGGCCACCAUCUCAGCAAGUCAUCGAGGAAGCAACACUUUGCCACCUUCGACCUGUUCGUCUGCCACUGAACAACUGUGUGUUUUGCAAAUCCGAUGAACUUUUUACGGACUACGAGUCAAAACUCUUCUCUCACACAGUAAAGGGACAGACGGCCAUCUUUGAGGAGAUGAUUGAAGGUGAGGAUGGGCUGGUAGAUGAUAGGCUCCCCACGACCAGCAGGGGUUUGUGGGCAGCCAGUGAGACUGAACGAGCCCUUAAAGCCACCCUGUCCUUUGCAAAGGCCCGUCGUUUGGAGUCUGGACUCAUAGAGGAGGGAAACUCCUUCAUGGAGCUCUUUGAGUCCUGGAAGAAAGAAUAUAAGUUGCUGCAUGAGUACUGGAUGUCACUGCGAGAUCACGUGUCGGCCAUAGAUGAGCUGGGCAUGGCCACCGAGAGGCUGCGUGUGCGGUUACCUGAUGAACCCAAACCCAAAGUGCUGCAUAUCAUAGAACCUCAUGAGGUGGAGCAGAACAGGAUAAAGCUGCUCAAUGACAGGGCGGUGGCCAAAUCACAACUGCAGAAAAAGCUUGGGCAGUUUCUCUAUCUCACAAACCUGGAGAAGUCUCAGGAUAAGUCCACCGGAGGGUUGAAUCCAGAACCAUGUCCCAUCUGCGCUCGGCCGCUGGGUCAGGAGUGGGCCGUACUGACCUGCGGACACUGUUUCUGUAACGAGUGCAUCGCUAUCAUCGUGGAGCAGUACAGCGUCGGCAAUCGACGGAGAGCCAUAAAGUGUGCCAUAUGCCGACAAACCACUUCUCAUUCAGAGAUCUCGUAUGUGUUCACCACUCAGAGCGCCCACCAGGGGGAGGACAUCCCUGUGAAGGGUAGCCACUCCACGAAGGUCGAGGCCGUGGUUCGAGUCUUAAAGAAAAUCCAGAUGACCGACCCGGGAGCCAAGUCUCUUGUGUUCUCCACGUGGCAGGGCGUCCUGGACAUCAUCUCGAAAGCCCUUUUCGACAACAACAUGGAGUUUGCACAGAUCAACGGAAUCCACAAAUUUCAGGAGAACCUGAGUGCUUUCAAAUACGAGGAGAACAUCAACAUCUUGCUGCUGCCACUGCACACAGGCUCAAAUGGGCUAAACAUCAUCGAAGCAACGCAUGUGCUGCUGGUGGAGCCCAUUCUAAACCCUGCCCAUGAGCUGCAGGCCAUAGGAAGAGUGCACCGGAUUGGCCAGACCAAACCCACAUUCGUUCACCGGUUUCUGAUCAAGUCCACCAUCGAGGAGCGGAUGCAAGCAAUGCUUAAAACAGCAGAAAAGAGUCAUAGUUCCACGUCUAUGAAGCAUUCGGAGGCCUCCGUGUUUACAGUGGCAGACCUGGCCGAGCUGUUCACAGAGGACAGCGAGUCUCUUGAGUAAAUGUCUCUCCAGACCUGCCAGUCCAAAGGCCAGUAAUGUGAACACUACACUAACACCAGCCAGGAGACGAGCCGUGCGCUGCUCUCCAGCUCUCCUGUAUGUUUGCUUUGCACAUUCUCCUUUCUAUAUGGUCUGUCCCAUGGUGUAAUUUAUUCGUGAUAUUCGAUGUGAAAAAGCAACUGAUUUGAAGAACCGUUUCAGUCCUGUAUCUCUAUUUGUUUUCUAGAUUUAUAGUGGGUGUAAUUUUUAUUAAUGCCGUGUUGUGCAUAAACAAAUGAUUUUUAAUAUGAUUUUAAUGAACCAAAUUGAAAUUAGAAUGCAUUUUUAAUGCUGUACAGUGCGUUGGUUUUGACAUUAGCACUCAUGUAUUUGUGAUUGAACAAAUGUUUUAUAAGAACCCACGGUAAUCACAGUCUGUCUGUCAGUCUGUGCUGUAAAGUCGAUUAAAAAAAACACGUGAGACAUUUUAUUGGAAUUGUGCUCUUGUCCUGGUUUAUUUUUUAAUUUAAAUGCAUUUUAUGAUGUUCAGGAAGGAAAUUGUUUGAAUUUACAGCACUGAACCUUGUUGGAGCAUCUUCCGUUCAGGCGCUCCUUUCAGUGGAUUGUCUGUGCAAAGUUGUAGCAGACCAUUUUGAACAUUUAUCUGGUGCUAUUUGCAAAACAAAAGACAUGUGAUUCAGUUUCCGUAAAACUCAUCCAAUAAAGAGCACUUGUAAAAAGUAAAACCAGAAAGUAAAAGGAAAGAGACUUUCUUUGUCCUAGAAUUGGACAAGGGCAGAUGGGGCAAGUGAACUCUUUCUGUCAAGCUGUACUAAAAUGCAAAAUAUCUUUCAUGACAAGUUGUGAUAACCCAAAUACAGUAUUGUACAUUUUCUCAUACUUGGAAAAAAUAAAUAAAAAAGGAUUUGUCAGCAGAGGAAUUCACUAUAAAUAAAUGUUGUUUACAAGAA